AUGUAUGGCACUCAGGUAUAUUUGUGCUGCAUUCAAGGCUCAAUCGGUUUUAUCCAAAGACUAUGUCAAUUUAUCCUUACUCCUGCCGGAUUCUGCUGCACCAAAAUUUCAUCACAUCCCAAAUCAAUAAGUUAUAUUCGUAUUGCAAUGGUAUUUCCACCUGUAUUAGGCCAUGUAAGUAGCGGCAUCUUACCUGGGUUAGAAGCCAUUGUGUUUCAUGAUCAAAAGCCGGAUCCAAAUGCAAUCCCCGGAGGCGGCUCAACUUCUGCGGAACGUGAAAUGGACUUUGAUAUCUAUAUCAAACGGAACCUUGACAUCAGGUACUUGCACAAAAUCCCUGAUUAUAUUGUUCAACAUGUACAAACACACGGCUUUCUCAACCGCCACGAGAUUGAGGAGAUUAUUGAAGCUAUUGUGCCUUUGGAGGAAGAGACUGAUGACAUCAGAAAACUCUGUUACAAAACUCAAACAAUGCUUGUAUACGUUCAGACGAUGUUGCGUUCGGAAGAUCCCAAAGUUAUUGCUCAGCGGGAAAUUUUGAAGAGUCAAGAAAAGUUGUCAGGCAAACGUUACAAACGUCUUAAGCGCAAGUUGCAAGAAUAUCAAGAUGAUACCGGGCUUCUAUGGGCACUAAUGGCUCAGGAGAUUAAACGCACCUGUGAUGUUGAAGAUGCUGCUACUGCUGCGAAUGGAGCGGAACCUGAUGCUGCCGCGCCCCCCUACACCCAUACACCUCAUGGGACGGGACUGUCGGGUGGCUUGGGCUCUUGA
Melampsora larici-populina 98AG31 is the source of this 771-nucleotide messenger RNA. RefSeq lists its product as uncharacterized. Bases 1 to 771 code for a protein of 256 amino acids. NCBI's taxonomy places the organism in Eukaryota, Fungi, Basidiomycota, Pucciniomycetes, Pucciniales, Melampsoraceae. The transcript is spliced from 4 exons. The record is from RefSeq and is a predicted model, not a curated record.